This is a messenger RNA of Darwinula stevensoni, 2496 nucleotides long. Lineage: Eukaryota; Metazoa; Arthropoda; Ostracoda; Podocopida; Darwinulidae. The record is from the annotation of a GenBank genome assembly.
AUGUCGGAGGAAAGGUGGCACCUGAGUCGAAGCACAUAUUAUCAAGAGGGAUGGCUAGCUGUGGGGAACGAGAGAGGGGUGGUCGGGGUCACCUACACCAGUUGCUAUCCUCGGCCACAAGAUGAAAUCCCAUCCAGGACCAAUUUUAAUCUCCGUGGACAUCGGGCACAGGUCCUGAUGGUUCAAUGGAAUGAACCUUAUCAAAAGUUGGCUUCUUGUGAUGCCUCAGGGAUAAUUUUCGUUUGGAUUCGAUAUGAAGGACGGUGGAGCAUCGAACUUAUAAAUGACAGGAACAUUCCUGUUGUCCAUUUCCUCUGGUCUCAUGAUGGACGUCUGGCACUCAUCUGUUAUCAGGACAACUUUGUAUUGGUGGGUUCUGUAUCUGGACAGAGGUACUGGUCACAAGUCCUUGAAGACCCAACUGUUUUUUCUGUGACAUGUGGUGUCUGGUCUCCAAAUGAUCUCCAGGUCCAUUUUGGAACAUCGACUGGUGAGGUGGUAUCAAUGGAUGUACAUGGGAAUCCUAUUGGUCGGUGGCACCUUAGUGGCUCCCCUAUUGCCUGGAUGGGGUAUAAUUGCCCCAAAUUCAAGAUGGAGGAGGAUUCACCUCAUCCCUCUUCUACCUCUUUGAGCUCCUCGUGGAUUCUGGUUGUAUCAUUCAAGAAUGGUGAUCUCGGUGUCUUGCACGGUCCAGACGACCCAUUGGCCUCUUUUGUGAAGACAGGCCUCACAGGUACUCACUGUGAAUGGAGCAAUGCAGGAAAUGUCCUGGCUGUGGCUGGUUCUUCUACUUCUUCAUCCACUUCCCAGUGGGUGAAGCUCUACUUUCCUUCUGGUGCCCUUGCCUACUCCAGACAGCUUCCCUUAGGCUAUUCAGAAGAGGUGAGUGGGUUAACCUGGGGCCACAAUGACAAGCGGUUAUUUGUGGUGCGAGGGCAACGGAUCGAUAUAGCUUGGGUAUCUAUGCGAGUGCCCUCUCUACAGCUCCUCUCACUCCUCCUUGUCCAUUCAACCAUCCCAGCAUCCGUGGAUCUAACGCCAGUCAUGCUUCCAGACCUCCGUAUCCCAAAACGCAUCUUUCAUCAGCUCAACUCACUCCGCUUUGCCACUGUUCAUAGCAACAUACCACUGCGAGAGGGUAUGCGAGCAUUUGUGUGCCGUCCACCAAGUGGUCGGUCUCGCCUCCACUGUACAAUGGUGCGAGAGGAGGAGAGUGGGAUGUCCCUGGUCCCACCAGAUGGCCCAAGUUACACCUUGUACCUUGAGUUCCUUGGUGGUCUCAUGCCCAUUCUUCAUGGCCGCCGCACAUCCAAGCUCCGGCCUGAGUUCCUCAUCUAUGAUCCACAAGGGAAGCAUUUGGAGAAUGAGUUUCGAGAGAACAGUGACCCUGCAUCUGAGUUCCCCCCUUCUGUCCUUCCCUACCAUGACAAGGAGUUGGUAUUGAUCCAUGCCAACAUCUGGGGCACAAAAUUCAAGUUUUAUGGGAGCCUGCCUCACCUUCCCUCCAUGCUGGGGGAGGUGAUCUACAAGACUUCUCUGCUUCACCUCCAGCCAAGGAAGAUGAUGCUUGUUGUGACUGAGCUCCUUGGGGAUGAGGCCUCCCUCUCCUCCUCCACCCCCACUGCCAGCACUUCCACAGGAGAUGAAGUGAAGGCAGAGGAAAGCCAUUCAAUCCCAAGAGCAGAAGUUCCAAGCCCUCCACCAUCCCCCCCACAUCCACUGCGAGUGAGUCACACUGUAAUGCGGUUCCGUGAGCCCCCUCCAAUGCCAGCUCCCCCACCCCGCUCCAAGAGCACAGGGUUCCUCAAUGUCAGGGACAGCUCCAGCUUGUUCCUCACCACAUCCCCAAUGGCCUUUGAGGAGGGUAACCCAGUAGAGGACCAGGCAGAUGAGCUGCCCAAGAGGUUGAUUCUGGCUCGACCCAACAUGCGAGACUUGGUGAAGAGUCUCAGUGUGGAAGAGGAGGUGGAGACAGGGGACCCACUGCCUCAUGUGAGUGUUACUCCGCCAAGCAGCCCUGAGGACACCUCUAUCCCCUUCCUUUGUGGUGUAUCUCGGUCCGUUCCAUCUUCACCUCUCAUGGCCAGACGUCUCAGGGAUGUCCUCUCCUCACCACUUAAGAGGAGCCUUUUGAAUUCCCCACUGUUAAGCUGUGGGAGUGGACGACGACCAAGGUCCUCAUUGGAUGACUCAGCAGUCUCCAUCAAUCCUCCAUCUUACGCUGGAGCCCGUCCGAAGCAUCGAUGGUCCACGAGACGCAAGCUGAGACGCUCAAAUAAGACAGUGCCAGCAAUGGCAGGUCUUACCCCAGCAGACAGUGAUGAGUCCAGUGUGUCUGGUGUGCCUCGACGCCAGUUCAUCCUCUUCAAUAAGGCCCCAUUGUGGAAUGAGAACUCCCAGGUGUAUCAGCUAGACUUUGGUGGGCGUGUUACCCAGGAAUCAGCCAAGAACUUCCAGGUGGAGUAUGCUGGAGACCAGCGAUCCAUGAUCAACUAA